Molecule: messenger RNA, 729 nt
Organism: Geodia barretti
Lineage: Eukaryota; Metazoa; Porifera; Demospongiae; Tetractinellida; Geodiidae
Source: the annotation of a GenBank genome assembly
AUGAAAGCCACCGCCGCCAUUUCAUCUAACGAAUACCAUCCUCCAACGACCCCCACCAACAAACGAUUUCAAACCACCGUCCACCACUCGCAGGCAAAGAAAAUGCUCAAGGCGUUCCUCGGCAAGAAAAUCGGCAUGACCCAGGUGUUCAACGACGCCGGCCAGGUGGUGCCCGUAACCGUGAUUGAGGCCGGCCCCUGCGCCGUCACCCAGAUCCGCACCACGGAGAAUGACGGCCACCAAUCGGUCCAGUUGGGAUUUGGACGGGUGCGCAAGCCCAACAAGCCUGACGCGGGUCACCUGCGAGGCAGCCAGAUCGGCCGCCGCCUCGAAGAGGUGCGCGCUGACGACACCGGCGAGUACGAGGUGGGCCAGUUGUUUUCGGUGGACAUCUUUGAGCCGGGCGAAAUUGUUGACGUCAUUGGCAAGUCCAAGGGUAAAGGGUUCGCCGGCACCAUGAAACGCCACGGCUUUCACGGCGGUCCCCGCACCCACGGCCAAUCGGACCGGCAGCGGGCUCCGGGUUCCAUUGGGGGCGGCACCACGCCGGGCAAGGUCUUCAAGGGACUGAAAAUGUCCGGUCACAUGGGUAACCGCCGGGUGACCAGCAAGGGGUUGGAAGUGGUCCGGGUGGACGCCGAACGGAACCUGUUGAUGGUCAAGGGCGGCAUCCCCGGCGCUCCGAACAGCCCGGUAACGAUUCGAAAGACAGGCAAGAGCAGGGCGUAA